AUGUUACACAAAGGUUUCACACAAGCUGUUAACGAUCCACUCAUUCUUCUCGAUAGAAUUCAAUAUGCACAAGCCAGCAGAUGGAAACCUCCAAUUGAUCUUGCGUCGGAUACUUUUCCUAAUGGCACAUUUAAUGCAACUUCAUUUGGUCCAUGUUGUCCUCAACCAACUGUAAAAAUAUAUAUAGACAGACAAGAUGAACAAUGUUUGUAUCUAAAUAUUUUUACUCCAAUCAAUGUAUCAAAUCAAUCGUUAUUACCAGUUCUUAUCUGGAUUCAUGGUGGUGCUCUCCAAACUGGUUGUUCAUCACAAGGUAUUCCUACUAUAUAUAAUGGAACAAAUAUUAUCGCUAAUUCUCUUCAACCGGCUAUUAUUGUAACAAUUAAUUAUCGAUUAGGUGUUCUAGCUGAUUUGUAUUUACCAGCUCUAGUUGAAGAAAAUUCACCAGAAUGA
Molecule: messenger RNA, 453 nt
Organism: Rotaria sp. Silwood1
Lineage: Eukaryota; Metazoa; Rotifera; Eurotatoria; Philodinida; Philodinidae
Source: the annotation of a GenBank genome assembly